CGCUCGGGGCAGGGUCCCCGGCGAUGGCCACCAGGAUCGACAAGGAGGCGUGCCGCGAGGCGUACAACCGGGUGCGCGACGACGGCUCUGCGGUCAUCUGGGUGACUUUCAGAUACGACGGCGCCACCAUCGUCCCCGGCGAGCAGGGCGCGGAGUACCAGCACUUCAUCCAGCAGUGCACAGAUGACGUCCGGCUGUUCGCCUUCGUGCGCUUCACCACGGGGGACGCCAUGAGCAAGCGGUCCAAGUUCGCGCUCAUCACGUGGAUCGGCGAGAACGUCAGCGGGCUGCAGCGCGCCAAGACCGGCACGGACAAGACCCUGGUGAAGGAGGUGGUGCAGAAUUUCGCUAAAGAGUUCGUGAUCAGCGAUCGGAAGGAGCUGGAGGAAGAUUUCAUCAAGAGCGAGCUGAAGAAGGCGGGGGGCGCCAACUACGACGCCCAGACGGAGUGAAGCUGCUGCCCUGCGGUCACUGGCAGGGAGUGGCGCUGGCCUCCCCACCCACAGCCCGCCAACCCGCCAGGGAGGGGCAGGCGGUGGGAGGCCACGCCUGCCUUGGUCUGCAGCCCAGAGCCCCUUCUGUGCCCCCUGCUGACCCCGCUGUGCCCUGCCUCACGAUGCUCAUGGAACAUCUUUCUUCGAUUUUCUUUUUCCCCCUCCCUCUUUUCUUUUCCUAGAGAAAAAUCAUUUUGAUGCCGAGGUCAUGCACGUCGCCAGCCCCAGGUGCCUGCCAGGGUGGCCCCGGUCCCUGGUGUCUCUCCUGCGCUCCUCAUCGUCCGCCUGGUCCGAGCACUGAGGACGCGAGUUGCUUCUGGGCCCUACCCUGUGCCAUCUUGGUUUCCUCGGGCCUCUUGCUUCCUACUAGGCUGCUGCUGCCCCGGAGGCUGCUGCAGCCUUCCUGAGCACACACAUCGACCCAUCAGCGGGCACAGACCUCCUGGAAAUGCUCCCGGGCCCUCAUCCCACCCUUGCUCAAAGUUGCAUGGAGACAGUGUUGCUCGGUGGUGAGAGUCUAGGUCUGGCUCUGACCAAGUAAGAAAUGAUAACAUUUGCCUUAAAACAUGCCUGGCAGUAGCUUUGCCAUGGGGUCUGGAACCCCGCCCCCACCCUUGGGGCUGAAAUCUCCCUGGAGUGAGGAGACGGCCGAGGCUAGGGUGACAGAGGGGCAUUUCCAGGCUGACCUCAGGGGCUCCCAGAGGGACAGGACGGAAGUGGGCGCUGCUAGGGAGUGGGGCUCCGGCCUCCCUCCUGCCCACUCCAAGACUGGCUUUGCUGCGUUCGAAGGAAGGUGUAGAUUGGCUUGGUUCCUCGUGAGCACACUUUCUAGGGUUCUUUUUCCUUUAUUCCUUGCUCCUUUCAUUUUGGAAGAAAACUGUACUGUAUGGGAUGUGAAGACCAGCUCUGGCACCAAACAGUUUACAGAAAUAAAUGUGUUUUGUUUUUAAAAAAAAUA
This is a messenger RNA of Chinchilla lanigera (long-tailed chinchilla), 1452 nucleotides long. It is a transcript of the gene Cotl1, whose product is annotated as coactosin-like F-actin binding protein 1. Gene Ontology annotation, cellular component: cortical actin cytoskeleton; actin filament; site of polarized growth. Gene Ontology annotation, biological process: regulation of actin filament polymerization. Gene Ontology annotation, molecular function: actin filament binding. The record is from RefSeq and is a predicted model, not a curated record. Lineage: Eukaryota; Metazoa; Chordata; Mammalia; Rodentia; Chinchillidae.